AUGGUUUCUGUUUCCCUAUAUACACGGGCUGCAAGAACCUUAUGUGCUCGCUCAGCAGUUCUCCAACAAGCCUAUGCUCGUGGAUUCACGUCGUGUUCCAUUUGCUACAAUGAACUAGACGAGAUUUAUGACAACUUUAACAAGCAUGUUGGCGAUUCCAAACCAAAACGACAUGAUACCAAGUUACGUGAUGGCCGAAAACCUCGCUUUGAGAGUGGGGUUCGACCACCUAGAGAGUUUAAAUCUAAAUCCCCCGACCAACCCCCUAACGCAAAGAGAUUCCAAAAAUCUGAUGAUAGAUCCGGUACAUCAAACUCAGAAUAUAAGACGCUUGAUGAUUAUGAUAAAGACAGUCCGCCUCCGAAACGAUAUCCCCCCAAAACUAAAGGAAGAUACCAAUCACGACAAGAUGAUAUUAAUGUCAAGCGGGAAAUGUACCAAAAAAUGAAAGAUAACGAGACCAUUCGUCGAAGUGUAGACGAAAACAGUGAGUUUGGACAAUUGAAAAAAGUCAUGUCCAAGGCUAUUCCCAAGGACGACAUCAAUAUUUUUAAUUCAGACUCUUAUUUCAACUUUAAAGACGAGGAUGGGUAUUUUAGAGAGGAUUUGAGUCCCAUCCGUAUGGCGUUUAACUGGGAAAAACAAAUGCAGGAAAUGGACCAAGACCCCAAGUACGAGAAAUUAUCUGAUCCUCACAUCAAGUUUCUUGCCCAACUCAAGGAUUGGGAAGAACGUAGGAAACGUGCUCGAAUGCGCAAGUCUGGCUUUAAGUUUCCCGAGGAAAUGCCUGGGCAUGUUCCUCCAAAGCAAUUGGAAAACCCCGCGAAAAAUUACAAUGGAGAGUUGGCGCGGUACAUUGAGCCCAACAAUGUGGAACUCAAGGGGGUCUCUAACAAGACUAAAGAUCACGCACCUUUGUUGAGCCAUAAUCUUGAUCGAGUACUUUUUUCACCUGGUGUACAUGUUCUCAAGGAUGACCGUACUAAUGUUUACAACUUUUCACCAUCUUUGGAACGCAUCAUGUCGAUUAGAGACUUUGACUUUACCAAAGUAACGCCAUUCACUCCCUCAGCAAAUGACACUGUACUUUCGCAAACAGCUAAGGAAAACAAUAAACUUUUUACUUCGUCGACAUCGUCGCUUACCGGUAUCUUUAUGCAAAUGCAUUAUCUCAUUUCACGUAACCGUCCUCCAGUCACAACAGCUCUCUCCAAGGCUUUCCCAGAAUCCAAAACAACUUUCACAACUAGCAUGCGCAAGCCUGUAAGUGCAUUUUUGCGAUACCGCCCAGAGACUGAGACUUAUUCUCUAGACUCGGACAAAUCACAAGAUGAGGAAAUCAUUUUAUCAUUGCUUGGCCAAGUGAUGGAAACACAGCUUACAGUUGAUGAUAAGACUUUUAGAGGAGAGUAUACCAAGCCGCAUAAGCCUGAGGACUACAAGCAGCUGACCAACGCGCCUGCUAAUAUUUACCACUACUCAACAUGUGGCGACUUUGUGAUGCGAUCGCAAAUUGAUUGUUACGACCCGCGGUUACCCGGCACGGGCACAUUUGAUCUCAAGACUCGAGCCGUGUGUGCCGUGCGACAUGACCUUGACUACGCACAAGUGCACGAUGGCACCGAUUACCAAAUUAAAGCAAUCAAAGGAGAAUGGGAGUCAUAUGAGCGGGAGCAGUAUGACUUGAUACGAAGUGCGCUGCUCAAGUAUUCGAUGCAAGCCCGCAUUGGGCGCAUGGAUGGCAUUUUUGUUGCUUACCACAAUAUUCGGAAAAUGUUUGGGUUUGAGUAUCUUCCCUUGGAUGUUAUCGACAAGGUAUUCCACUCGUAUGAAGCUUCGGAGAAAGAUGCGCCGAGAAUUGCGGCGGAAGAGUUCCGGGUAAGUGCAGAAAUGUUGUCAAUGAUUUUGCGCCAAGUCAUUAAGGCAUACCCGAAACAAUCGGUGAAUCUUGUUUUCAAGGCACCAUCAUCUCCACGCGACAUUGACCAGCAGGGCCAUGCCAUGAUGGUGUUUGCACACCCAAUGCCCGAGACGGUUGUAGACAUGAUUCAACGUGGGGUCGAGCCUCCCCCUGAGAGCGAACUCAAGACAGUUCCAUUGAUUGAGGAGGUGACAGAUGAAGAGUUAAUUAAGGGUCUGAAGGCACAUAAAAAACAAAUGCAUCAGUUGCGAUUAGAUAAGAAGACUAAAACUGCUGGGAAGACUGUGUCAGAAAUCACGCCUGAACAACUUGCUAAGCAGCGCGAGGUUUACAAGGAAAUACUCAAGAAGGAGGCGUACUUGAAUCGACGCACACUAUUUGAUUUGUUCCGGGAUGGGUUUUCAGAGUCACACUUGAGGACUCGUGCAUGGAGCAUGACUGUGGACAAUUAUGUUGACAAUCAGCUUGUUCCUGUGACCACACACCCUGCGCCAGGCCCUAACUCUGAGUGGACAGUUGGGGUCAAAAUGAAGCCAGUGCAGCCCAAUCUUGUUUUUGAUAACCUGUCGUCAGUGAUCCGGGACUACCUGGAUGAGGCUGUUGAAGUGGAGCAUCAAGCAGAGCUUGAGGCUGAGAAGCUGCGGAGUGAGUCUAACAAGAUUGAAGAGAAGUUUACGGAGGAGGAACUUGCGGAGAUGGGCAAGGAUGGACAAGUGGCAAGCGACCGGACAAUGUUGUCGUCCUCGUCCUCAUCGUCGUCGUCGUCGCAAGAACUGGACGAGAAGACACGGGAACGACACUUGGUGGUGAAUCCACCAAAGGUAUUGCAAGUGGCAGAAGCCACUAAGUCCAAGUACAGUGCAGUACGGCCCAAGACAAUUGCUCGGCUAACUUCGCGACCUGAUACAGAGCGGAGGACGACAGAGGAGCUUGCAGAGUACGUUGAGCGUGGUGUUGCACGGAUGCAGAAGCCUUCCAAGUUUCAGCGUAAGCUACGAGGGUUUGGUGAGCGGAGCCGGGCCGAGGCAGAGUUGACUACUAAUGGUAGUAGUGGGUCUGACGACGAGCCCAUUGUAUGGACGCCCAAGGUGUAA
Molecule: messenger RNA, 3015 nt
Organism: Magnusiomyces paraingens
Lineage: Eukaryota; Fungi; Ascomycota; Dipodascomycetes; Dipodascales; Dipodascaceae
Exons: 1
Coding region: 1-3015 (1004 amino acids)
Biological process (GO): mitochondrial RNA 5'-end processing
Cellular component (GO): mitochondrial envelope; mitochondrion
Source: RefSeq, a predicted model, not a curated record